AUGAGCAGCCCACAACUAUGGACCGGAUUUCAAGCUUUGGGCAUACAAGUAGCUCAAAAUGCUAUCCAGAAACGUUAUUUUGCACUCAAAAGAGUCUUGAUUACAGGUGCUUCAUCAGGAAUAGGCAAAGCUUGUGCAAUAUGACUUUUAAAUCAAGGUGCUAGAGUCGCAUUAAUAGGCCGUGAUCUAGAAGAAUUAGAAAAAAUAGGCCAUCAAUUUCCAAAUCAAGCUGUAGCAAUUCAAUGUGAUCUUGCUAUAGAUCGUCAGCAAUAUGAUAUGGUUUUAAGUGCAGUUGAAACAUUUGGUGGCCUUGAUAUUCUUAUUAACGCAGCUGGAAUAAUUUUUGAAAAUGAUUUAGAGUCUACAUAUCCUCAAGAUCAUGAUUAUAUUAUUGAUAUCAAUUUGCGAGCUGUCUACCACAUUAUCCAUAUGUGUCAAAGCUUUUUAGAAAAAAGCAGGGGUUGCAUUGUAAAUUUAUCAUGUGAAUGGGGAAAUAGACCCCAGCAAGGUAUGAUUUCUAACUGCAUGUCAAAAUCAGGCCUUGAAAUGCUAACUAAAUGCUUAGCUUUAGAACUUGCUCCUGUUAGAGUAAAUGCGGUGGCUCCUGGAUUCACUUGUACGAAUUUAUUUAAAUACGCAGGACUUACACCUCAUGAAGUUAGUGUCUUAAAAAGCAGGAUGAUGAAAACAAACCCAAUGAAAAAAGUUGCGAAUCCAGAUGAUAUAGUUAAAGCCAUUAUCUUUUUAUGCUCAAAAAGAGCAGCUAAUAUCACAGGACAGAUUUUGAAAGUAGAUGGAGGUCAAAAUUUAACUUCAUCAAUAACUAUUGAUUGGCAUUGCUUAUUUUAUUUUAUUUUAUUUAAUUUAUAUUUUUUAUUUUAUUAUUUUCGUCCAAAUAAAAUAGAAAAUUAUUAUUAAAUUGGCAUGACACCAUCACAAUGAACGCAAAAUUUGCAGCAACUGGAACUCAGCCAAUCCCAAGACUUGUAGAUUGGGCAAGAAAAGAAGCACGAAAAUUUCAAGGUGAGGAAAUCCAUGAUGAAGAUUGGGUUAGAGAACACGAAUCUAAAAGCAACUGGAGCACAAAUUUAGCUGACGCUCAUAUUAAGGUCACUGAUAAUUAUAGUAAGCUUGAAAAAACAGAAAAUAUUCUGAGCAAUUUAGAAGAGCAAAAAGACGAAAAUGGGACAAUUUAUACAGCAGAAAACCCAAAGGCUGCCAGAAUGAUUGGUGCAAGACAAACUGUAGGCCCAAAGAGUGGCGCUGUUGUAGGAGGCAAUUUGUUAGGAGUUGGAUUAGGAGCUCCAAGAUUGACUUCGCCUUAA
Blepharisma stoltei is the source of this 1325-nucleotide messenger RNA. The record is from the annotation of a GenBank genome assembly. NCBI's taxonomy places the organism in Eukaryota, Ciliophora, Heterotrichea, Heterotrichida, Blepharismidae.